Aaosphaeria arxii CBS 175.79 is the source of this 771-nucleotide messenger RNA. RefSeq lists its product as uncharacterized. The record is from RefSeq and is a predicted model, not a curated record. Bases 63 to 296 code for a protein of 77 amino acids. The transcript has a single exon. NCBI's taxonomy places the organism in Eukaryota, Fungi, Ascomycota, Dothideomycetes, Pleosporales.
AGAAUAUAUGCUUUGUUCUCACCGCUUCCGUUCCCAUCAUGAUUCUUCUGGUUCCUCAAUAAAUGGAUGGCCUUUCAGCUACUAUUUACAGCACUUAUUUCGAUCCUCAUCCAAUAUAUGAGGUGUCUGGAUUCAACUCGGGACCUCCGCUAUGCGUAUUGUUCAGUUCGUCUUUGUACGCCCACAUACAUACGGCUUUUCUGUCCGUUGUGGGCUCGAUGUGUGGUGCUUGUCUGCUCCUUGUCUCAGUCCUAGACUGUGUUGACGUAUAUUUGAUAUUCGAAAUGAGUAUCUAGACAUAAUGUGAGUUUUCCCUUCUCUCUUGGUUCAAGAGCGGUUGUGAAUUAGGAAUUUCAUUGAAAUCUCAAACACCGCAAAUUCUUCGAAGAAUGAUUCAAGAGAAAACUAGCGGAUUGAAUGCCUUGGCAAUUACACUGUACUAUGUUGUCUAUAAGUUCCAUAUACAAUGAUUGUUCGCGUAUGGCUAUGGUUGUCACAUCUGUUGCUAUCUACACAUGUAAAAGUGUUAGGGCAUAUAUGAACCCAAGAGUGUUUGCAACUCGCGAAUAGCUAUGCCACGACCCACUCUUAGAAAUCACAAUCGCUUCUCUAUUUAUUGGAGAACAUUUGAAGAGUCGGAAUAGCCGAAAUGGUUGCGAUGGGUUGAACCGGCGAAGUCAUUCAUUUAGGAUAGUACUUAAUGCUUUGAGCAAAGCACGCAAACAAUAUCAAGGAGCCAUAACUCCCUUAUUUUUUAAUCUAACAUACUAG